GGCGUUUCCAGGAAGAGAGUGGUUACAUUUUCCUGUAAUGGCGGACCAGACAGAGAGCGAGGCUAUCGGGUUCAGCGACAACAGAAUGGUGCAGCAGGCAGUGCGGUUCCGCGGCCCUGCGCCUGCACCUGCGCCUUCCCAGACCCCAGUGUUACGAGGUCCACCGCCACUCCUUAGGCCACCGCCACCUCCUUUUGGGAUGAUGAGGGGACCCCCGCCACGACCACCAUUUGCACGUCCACCCUUUGACCCCAACAUGCCGCCUAUCCCACCACCUGGAAGCAUGCCACCACCCAUAGGACCUCCCCAUCUACAGAGACCUCCAUUCCUCCCCCCUCCCAUGGGGAACCUUCCGCCUCCUCCAGGGAUGCUGUUUCCUCCUGGGAUGCCCCCUGUUAUUGCAUCUGGAGCCCCUGCAGAGGAAAUCUGGGUAGAGAACAAGACGCCAGAGGGAAAGGCAUAUUACUACAACGCCAGGACCAGAGAGUCAUCGUGGAGUAAACCGGAUGGUGUGAAGAUCAUCCAGCAGUCUGAACUUAACCCUCUUCUUGUAGCGGGGUCAGGUCCGAAUGUGGGGGUGACUGCCGCUGGCAGCUCAAGCAGUGUCAACACUACAGCUAGUACAGCUGCCCUCUCGACUCAGGCCCUCUCCACAACCCCCUCCCGCACACACUCCUCCAGUCCAGACUCCACCCACUCCCCCUCUGUGACUAUUUCAGCCACUGUUGUAGCAGACCUACCCCCUGUCGCCACAGUGUCCUCAACUGUCGCUGUGUCUCCAGUCACUGUGGUAACUGUUUCAACGGUGCCGUCACCUGUUACGGCGGUGCAGACCAUGUCACUGCUGCCUGCAGCCCUGCCUCACAAUGUUGGCCAGCCCAACGCAGCCCUACCCGCCUUCCCCCCUGUCAUGGUGCCUCCUUUCAGGGUGCCCCUGCCGGGCAUGCACAUCCCUCUACCAGUAAUAGAGAGGCGAAGUCCCUCCCUUUCCAGUGGACCACCAUGGGACCUUAUUUCGGGGAAAAUAUGUGUAGCAAUGAUGCAGAUAGUAGGUGCACCCUGUGUAAAGGCAGGCCCCGGCCCCAACGGCAUGCUUCCUGGCAUGGGCCCGCCUUUAGUUUCGAUGAUGCACCCUCAGCUGGCUCUCUCGGCAGCUCCUGCCUCCAUGGCCGGGUCAAUGCACCUCCCCGAGUGGUCAGAGUACAAAACAGCUGAUGGGAAAACGUACUACUACAACAACCGAACACUGGAGUCCACCUGGGAGAAACCACCCGCCCUGGUGGAGAAAGAAAGAGAAGCAGAAAGACUCAAGGAGCGUCUGGCCCAGGAGGAAGCUGAGGCAAUGGAGAUGGAGGACGAAGAGAACAAAAUGGAAAACGCUAAUAAUGAGAAGGAGGAGCCUAAAGAAGAAGAGAUGACUGAGGAGGAAAAAGCCGCUCAGAAAGCCAGGCCUGUAGCCACCAACCCUAUCCCUGGCACUCCAUGGUGCGUGGUGUGGACGGGGGAUGAUCGCGUUUUCUUCUAUAACCCGACAACACGGCUGUCCAUGUGGGACCGGCCGGAGGAGCUGGUUGGUCGAGCUGAUGUCGACAAGCACAUCCAGGAGCCGCCGCACAAGAGAGGCUUGGAGGACGUCAAGAAGACAGUCACAGGUGUCAAUAAGGAGGAACCAGAAUUAGCCAUUGCUACUGAAGAAAAUCAGGAUGAGGAGCCAACCAAAGCCAAAAAGAGGAAGAAGGAGGAGGUGAAGGAGGCAGACUCUGAGAAGGAAGCAGUAAUGGAGGCAGAGCUCAGAGCUGCCAGAGAAAGAGCUAUAGUGCCGCUAGAGGCCCGGAUGACCCAGUUCAGAGAAAUGCUGCUGGAGAGAGGGGUGUCUGCAUUCUCGACUUGGGACAAAGAGCUUCACAAGAUUGUGUUUGACCCACGUUACCUUCUGCUCAACCCAAAAGAGAGGAAACAGGUGUUUGAUCAGUAUGUGAAGACGCGAGCGGAGGAGGAGAGGAAGGAGAAGAAGAACAAGCUGAUGCAGGCCAAAGACGAGUUCAGGAGGAUGAUGGAGGACGCAAAGUUCACACCAAGAACAACGUUUAGUGAAUUUGCAGUAAAGCACGGCAGAGACCCGCGAUUUAAGACCAUAGAGAAGAUGAAGGACAGGGAGGCCAUCUUCGUGGAAUUCAUCACCGCUCUGAGGAAGAGAGAGAAAGAGGACUCCAAGUCCAGAGGAGAGAAGGUGAAGCUAGACUUCUAUGAUCUCCUAAGUGAGCAGCACAUGGAGGGAAGCCAGCGGUGGAGCAAAGUGAAAGAGAGACUCGAGACUGACCCACGAUACAAGGCUGUGGAGAGCUCCGCACUCAGAGAAGAACUUUUCAAACAGUACAUGGAAAAACAAGCCAAGAGCGUGGACAUCGAUAAGGAGCGAGACUUGGAGCGGCAGGCUCGUAUCGAGGCCAGUCUCAGAGAGAGGGAGCGGGAGGUGCAGAAGGCCCGAUCAGAACAGACCAAAGAGAUCGACCGAGAGAGGGAGCAGCACAAGAGGGAGGAGGCCAUCCAGCAUUUCAAAGCUCUCAUGUCUGAUAUGGUACGGUCUUCAGAUGCAACGUGGUCAGACACUCGUCGCAACCUGCGGAAGGACCAUCGCUGGGAGUCGGCGUCGCUGCUCGAGAGAGAGGAGAAGGAGAAGCUGUUUAACGAACACGUAGAAGCACUGGCCAAGAAAAAGAAAGAACAUUUCAGGCAGCUACUCGAUGAGACCAGCAUGAUCACUCUGACAACCACAUGGAAGGAGGUGAAGAAGAUUAUCAAGGAGGACCCUCGCUGCAUUAAGUUCUCCUCCAGUGACAGAAAGAGACAGCGGGAGUUUGAAGAUUACAUCAAAGACAAGUACAUCACAGCCAAAGCUGAUUUCAGAACUCUGCUGAAGGAGACAAAGUUCAUCACAUACAGGUCGAGAAAGCUGAUCCAGGAGUCAGAGCAGCAUCUGAAGGAUGUGGAGAAGAUCCUUCAGAACGACAAGCGGUACCUCGUUCUGGAGUGUGUCCCCGAGGAGCGCAGGAAGCUCAUCAUGUUCUACAUUGAAGACCUGGAUCGCCGUGGCCCACCACCUCCCCCUACUGCCUCUGAGCCCACCCGACGCUCCACCAAGUGACUGAUCACAUCAUCUUCUUGGCCGGUUCCUACUCCUCCUUGCCUUCCCUUUGGCCAGAGCAUGAUCUCCCCUGAACUCCCCCCUGAACCCCUCCCUUCAGGCCCACGGCUGGCCUCGCAGUGUUAUUGCUGGGGCUCAUGUUGCUUAGAGAUGUACCAUAGAGAUGUACGGUUAAGAUCUCUGUGUUAUGUCACCACUUAGCCCUGAAAUAGCCUUGCAUUUAAGGCAACAGCAGGAAACCGAGGUUACCUGAUCGCAAGGUGACCCUUGAGCCCUCGACUCUGACUUACCACAUUAGAGGGAGAGGGAGAGGGAUAGUGAUAAGGCUGCUGCCCGAGCAGCCACAGAGAGGUGUAAGAUAGCUGAUGUAAAUGAAGAUGAGUGUGUGUGAGAAUGCGUCCGUGUGUCUGUGUGUGCAUGAGUGCGUGUGUGUGUGUGCAUGUGUCUGAGGCGUCCUUAAGCCUUACUGCUCCACUUUGCCAGUCAUUGUUUCAGCGGCUCAGUGUGAAUGUUAGUUUCUGCUCAGUGGUUUACUCCGAUGUUGCAGCAGUUUCUCUGUUGAAUGAAAUAAAGACAACUUCCACUGUUUUUCAA
Cottoperca gobio is the source of this 3739-nucleotide messenger RNA. Its product is annotated as transcription elongation regulator 1-like. Gene Ontology annotation, cellular component: nucleus. The record is from RefSeq and is a predicted model, not a curated record. Gene Ontology annotation, molecular function: transcription coregulator activity; RNA polymerase binding. NCBI's taxonomy places the organism in Eukaryota, Metazoa, Chordata, Actinopteri, Perciformes, Bovichtidae.